Molecule: messenger RNA, 165 nt
Organism: Gongylonema pulchrum
Lineage: Eukaryota; Metazoa; Nematoda; Chromadorea; Rhabditida; Gongylonematidae
Source: the annotation of a GenBank genome assembly
AUGACAUUGCUGCAUGGCUUAAAACACUGGGACUUUCGGAACAUUCCCGAAAAUUUCAACAGCUUCAAAUUACUGGUAUCCAUUUGCUGUCCUGUGAUCGUAUCCUGUUCACGCAGCUCGGUGUUACACGUAUCGCUCAUCGGCAACUCAUCGUACAGUCACUGA